Molecule: messenger RNA, 648 nt
Organism: Lindgomyces ingoldianus
Lineage: Eukaryota; Fungi; Ascomycota; Dothideomycetes; Pleosporales; Lindgomycetaceae
Product: PSF1 domain protein
Exons: 2
Coding region: 1-648 (215 amino acids)
Biological process (GO): DNA replication; DNA strand elongation involved in mitotic DNA replication
Cellular component (GO): GINS complex
Source: RefSeq, a predicted model, not a curated record
AUGUAUGGCGAGAUAGGAAACAAGCUGGUCCAACAUGCCAAACGUACCCAGUCGCUUGCCCACCUCCCGCCAUAUCAGACGGAAAUGGUCCGCGCCGUCACACGAGAGGUCAGGGACCUUGAUAAGGAUGUCGCCGCCAUUCUUGAGCCCUUUGCUGGGUCUUUCGACCCCUCAACCGAACCUGCUACCGCCUGCGCGCUCCUGGUGAACCACCUGUGCAUGAGGCGGAACAAACGGUGUCUGUUAGCGUAUCAUCGAGUCCGAUCCGACAAGCUGGAAGAGAUGUGCUGGAGCGGCAUCGAUGUACUCGAGAGGCAGCAACAGAAUCCCAACAGAACUGGGGGUGAGGGAAGUAACACUAUGGGGGUCGAUGGCAACUCAAGUAGCUUGAGUCCCGAGGAGGAAGAAUACGUCCGGCAGUACAGUGACCUGCUUGCGGCAUACAAAGGGCAGUGGACCGACAUUGACCUCACUGGUAGCCUCGACCCACCAAAGGACCUAUUCAUUGACGUCCGGGUGCUCAAAGAUGCGGGGGAGAUCCAAACAGAAUACGGGGCAAUCACCUUGACCAAGAAUAGCCAGUUCUAUGUCCGACAAGGCGAUGUAGAACGACUCAUCGCGCAAGGGUAUCUUCAGCGACUGAGCUGA